CUGUCAGUCGUAAAUUUUGUUUACCACAAAUUUGACCUUUAUGCAGGUGUUUUGCCUUUAUUUCUCGCGUAGAUAAGAGAUAAUCUUUAAACUGAAAAUCUAUGAUGUUAUUCUUGUGUCUUGUGGAGAAGGUUUUUGCUCCUGUCUGGGGUUGCUCAGCUGGCUAAAUCUACAACGAAGUUGUCAUGGAAAUCGUGUCGGAAGGAAGUUUGGAGUCUAUUAGCAGACCUGCAAGCUGUGAUACUACAAGAAGUAGGGAUCUGCAGCUGCCACAAGCUCAUAAACAUGGCCAAAUGAAAGGAUUCCUAGAAGAGCUUCCUCCUGAAGCCGUCACAGUCAAUCUUGAUGAAGACGUAGACUCCGAGGAUGACCCGAUUAUUUCUCCAGUUGAGAAUGAUGUAGUUUUAGAAGACAUGUUUGAAAGAACUACAACAGCAAACAGCAAUGCAAGCAUAGAGGAAGAAAUAGAUGAAGGAGAGGACAAAGUCUCUGAGACGGGUGCUUCUGAUAAAAGUGCUCAUGUAGUCAAACAUGAGGAGUCUCGGGAUGAGAGCACAGCUGAGGCAACCCUGGACCCAAAAAUACGAAAAGGACUUGAGAGAAUAAGAAAACUGGAUGCAAUUCUUGCUGAUAAGCUCAAGAAAGAAAAGGAAAUCAAAAUUCAUAGAAGGCAACUGGAAAAGAAGUGGAGAGAAGAAAUAAGUCAACUGGAUCAGCAGCGAGAACAAGAGGGUCAUGGGAAAAUAGAACUGGGUGUUGGCCAUGCCCUCGCUCUUGGUCCACCAACUGAUGACAACUUACCAGAUGAAGUUGAGUCUAUACCAGUGACUCCAUUGUUUGCUACACAACCCAUUCCUAAUGAACAAGAGAAUAUGGCCUCUCCCUCUGAAAGAGGUGUCAGCUCUAGCUGUGAUUCCUGGGCAGAACAAGAUAUUGAUGAUGUGGAGAGCAAAAGUUCAAAGAGAACGCGUAAGAGAAGAGGAAGCAAACAGUCAAAAUCCAAAGGAAAAGAACAGAACUUUGUGAAGCGAAACAUUGAGUUGGCAGCCGAUGCAGGGAAUGUGAUUCCCAUGACAGAAGCGGAGAAAAAACGAUUAGAAGCGCUUCUGUCGGAUGAAACAGAUCUACUGAUGGUGGAGAAUGCUUACUCUGAAGGACUAUCAUUACCAGCUGGUGAGGGUUUCACUCUGGACAGUGAGUCACUCGCUUCACUCGCCGAUAUAGACAGCAAACUGCAGGAACUUGUUCCCCAAGAAGAGAUUGACUUAUUAGCAAGUCAAGAAUCUUGGAAAUUUCACAGAGAACUUGACCACAUCUCACAAGAUGGGUCAAGUGCGAAAGAUGUCGACACCAUAGGACUGGGAGAGAGGAUUCUUCGAGAGGAGAAAGAAAUGAGAGAAAUGAAGAACAGAUUGUUGGCUAUCGAGGCCGAACUUCAAACCCUCUACAGAGAGACUGGUGACGAAUCUGAGGCCGGCUUGUCAGAGGACAUAUUAGCGAGGCUUAUCGACGUCAGCUCAAGAACCACAUCAAGGAGCACAACAGUAUCGGAAAGUGUAAUGUCAGCGCUCUCUUCCAUCAGACCUGGCGACGAAAUGAUACACGAGGAGGAAAAACCUCCAGCGUUAGCAAUACUUGACGGCAAUGUUGACACGAGAAGUGAGAGCAGGCAAGGUUCGCACCGAAGCUCGGUCACUCCGGAUGAUCAGAAUGAUACCGCCCGAGCUAACAGUCGACAGAGUGUCAAUAGUGUAGAUUUCAAUGGGAGUAGACAGCAGGGCAGCCGUUCAAGGGGAGAAUUGAAUUCACGGAGCAGUACAAGAGAUUCAAAUCGUGAUAAAGAACAUGGCAACCGGCCAAAGAGUAGAAAUUAGUGUAUAGUGGCAGAUAAUCUGGUGCCUCCCUCCAACUGAUACCAUGGGCCACCUUCACUCCCCCCUAGGGCACGUCUUCACCUCUCUCCCCCUCCCCCCCUUCGUGAGUGCCUCUGGAUUCCGGCCUGGAUUCACCACUGCGUACACUAGGAAAGCUAAUAUAUUUGUAAUAAAAAUAAUGCAAAUCGGAUGGUCAGAGUUCGAUUGCAUGUUUAAGACAGGCUUCCAACUUAGUGGAAUAUUAAACGCAAGAAUCUCGUUGUAUUCAUUCAGAGCCUCCUACCAACACUUGAGACAGUCUUUCCGAGACAAAACAGGCUUUGAAUACCAGUUUGAGUAUAAACAUUGUUUCGCAAACGAUAGUCAACGCAAAAAAAUUCCAACAUAGACAUUGAACGUGCUUUACUCAAGUCAGUUUCCACGGGAGUGUUUUAUUUAUACAAAGCGGUGUGAAAGGUUUCAAAGAAAUCGAAGAAGUUUCAAAGGGAGGAACGACUUUGCCAAUAGAAUAAAGGUAAACCAUCAGCCUUUCCUUGCAAUUUUGUGCAAGACCAAAUAUUAGCUCCUGGCUCGCUCGUAAGAUUAAAACAUUACAGAGUGUAAAGAGAAGUGAUAAAUACGUAUUUUCCAAAGAUGUGGCUUUUGUACAUACACCCCAAACUUGUUAGUCGUUGGAAAACAAGAGUUUAAUGUAAAAUAAAAGAGGGCAACUGAAGUAUUGUCCAGUGAAACAA
This is a messenger RNA of Orbicella faveolata, 2608 nucleotides long. RefSeq names its product fibrous sheath-interacting protein 1-like. Lineage: Eukaryota; Metazoa; Cnidaria; Anthozoa; Scleractinia; Merulinidae. The record is from RefSeq and is a predicted model, not a curated record.